Molecule: messenger RNA, 642 nt
Organism: Emericellopsis cladophorae
Lineage: Eukaryota; Fungi; Ascomycota; Sordariomycetes; Hypocreales; Bionectriaceae
Exons: 4
Coding region: 1-642 (213 amino acids)
Source: RefSeq, a predicted model, not a curated record
AUGUUCAUGUUCAUGUUCAUGUUCAAGACACAGAAGAAUGAUGGCUCGCAACCAAAACCUGGUCGUGAAAAGGUUCAUCGAGUUCUCCGGUCAUUCCAGACCAACAAUGAAAGAAAUCUGGGUGAGCUUUGCAGCAGCAGCAACCUAGUCUGCGUGCGUCUCUGCUACGACAAAGCCCUCGAGUCCAAGUACAUUGAAAUGGAGCCGAGCUUCGACGCGCAUAUCAAUACGGGCAUGAUGUGGAUUCUGGACAAUAAGGAGUUGGAGGUGAUUGAGCAAGAUUUCUACAAGAUCAUGUGGCUGGACAGCUAUGGAAACUGUCUCCUCGUAACAAAGAUCACCCCAGACGAACUUGAGCACAUGACCGUCAUGUUUGGUGAAGGAUUCCCCAUGGAGGAAGCUGUUGAGUCUCAAGGCCUGCAUGACUCAGACAAGGAGGGCGGCAAGAGUGCUGCCGACUUGGACAGCGAGGGUGAAGAGAAGAGGAGGGAUCGGCGUCCGCGGAGCCGAAUAUACAAGGCGGGCUACAAGGCCGGUUGUGACGCCGGGGCGGAGUCCAGUGAUCGCGGCAGCCCAGGACAUAGCCUACGUCUCCGGCCGAAAGCUUUUGGCAUUGAUGAUGCCAGUUCUGGACUCCUGUAG